AUGGAUGGUGCACCUGUCCAGAUUGGACGGAAGACUACAUUUAUGGAUACAAUUUGUCGAUGCAAUAUCGACCAUCACAUUUCCAAACCUUACACUCCAAAAGAAAACCCGGCGGAAGGUGGAAUUCGAGAGUUAAAACGGAGGUAUUAUCGAUUGAUCAUCAAACACGGUAUCCCUGAACGCCUUUGGGACUUUGUCUUGGACUACGUGGUUGACACAAUGAAUGUUACUGUCAAUUAUUCAAAGUACUCUGAUGGUCGGGUACCUUUAGAAAUUAUAACUGGAAUCACGCCAGAAAUCACUGAAUAUCUGGAUUUCACGAUAUAUGGUUGGGUGUUCUUUCGCAGCAAUGGCGGCUUGGGAGUCAACCACAUGGGACGAUGGCUUGGGGUUUCACAACGUGUGGGACCCAUGAUGACAUAUUGGGUUCUCCCAAAGAGCGGUAUCCCCAUUUCUGUGGAUACUGUCCAAAUGGUAACCAACGAUGAACAGCAAACUGAUUCUGUCAAACAACAGAUGCAACGUUGGACAGCUGAUGUCUCUAAGAUAGUUGACGCUAAAUCUACUUACAUCAACUGGGGGAAGGAAGACAUUCCUCAUCAAAUGAUGUUCGAUUUUGACAACGAGGAUGACGAAUUUAUGCGCAACUUUGGUAUGCUCAUCAACCCAGAGACGCUGGAAGAUGGCGACUUUGAGGGGACUGAACAAGCUGCAGAUGACCUUGAUGCCCAAGAUUACACCAACAUGGAGAUUGGUUUACGACGAGGCGCAGAAGGCAAACUCCAAAAGGCAAAGGUGAAAAGACUGAUAGUGGAUGAAAAUGGAAGACCAAUUGGCGUCGCUAACUCCAAUUAA
Molecule: messenger RNA, 855 nt
Organism: Cylindrotheca closterium
Lineage: Eukaryota; Bacillariophyta; Bacillariophyceae; Bacillariales; Bacillariaceae
Source: the annotation of a GenBank genome assembly